CGUCCUCCGGCGUCUUGGAGUGACACCACCGCCACCGGCGCUUGCGUGGACGCAGGCCAUAUGCUCAGGGCCCGUUCCACACCUCUGUCUCUCUCUCUCUCUCUCUCUCUCUCACAAACACAGACAAAGCAGGUAUUGAUACCAAUAGGAGGAUGAGACGUGUCGAGCACAACCAUCCGCCUUUUGCUGACUUCUCUCGCCCUUUUCCGCCACCUCCUUCCCUCCUAUCAGCUAGGACAGCGAGGUUGUGCCAAGACGCGAUGCCAUCCUCCCUAUGUUUCGGAGUUCCAGCCCGUGUUCUGCACCCUCCCUUCCCUCUUUAGCCAGAGAUAAAGCUAACAACGCAACUCGUCCUUACGCCCUCCAUAACCACCUCUUCCUCUUCUUCUCCUCCUCGCCCUCUUCUUCUCCGGCUCGCCUUCUUCUUCUUUUUGCCUGUUCUCUCAUCAAGUUCGAAUCUUUCUGAGAGAAAGGCAAAGAGAAGUAGGGGAGAGAUGCUGCAGAGGGCUGAGAGCAACCGGUACUCGUGGUGGUGGGCGAGCCACAUAAAGACGAAGCAGUCGAAAUGGCUCGACAGCAACCUCCGAGAAAUGGAGGAUACGGUGAAACAAAUGCUUAAGCUUGUCGAAACGGAUGCCGAUUCCUUUGCUAAAAGAGCAGAGUUGUACUUCAAAAGAAGACCAGAGUUGAUAACCCAUGUGGAAGAUGCUUACAGAGCAUACAGAGCAUUGGCUGAAAGAUAUGACCGUAUAUCUGGAGAAUUACACAAGGCCAACCACACCAUAGCAACUGCUUUUCCUGAACAGGUCCAGUAUGCGAUGCUAGAGGAGGAGGAGGACAAAGCGAUCACCCCGAUUGAUCCAAGUAGAAUUAACAAGAGAACAGUGGAAGGAUUAAUGAAGAAAAGAAGUGACCGUGAGUCCUCCAUAAGGAAGACACAGAAUAAGAGGCCUACAUCUCCGAUUGAUAAAGAAAAGGCACAGGAAGAGAUAAAUAAGCUUCAGAAAGUAAUACUUGUUCUUCAGACUGAAAAAGAGUUUAUCAGAAGCUCUUAUGAGAAUGGGAUAGCCAAGUAUUGGGAGGUUGAGAAGCAAAUCAUGGAUAUUCUAGAAGAAAUUUGUUGCAUGCAAGAUGAGUUUGAUACAAGUGCGGUCAUUGAAGAUGAAGAGGUGCAUGCCUUAACAACAGCAACAACCCUUAAAUCUUGUGUGGAAGCCAUUAUUAGAUUGCAGAAGCAGAGAAUGGAAUCAUUGGGACAAGCAAAACUAGAUUCUGAAAGAAUUAAGGUUGCAAAACAAAAGCUGAAGGCUCUCAAAAGUGAGUGUCACCAAUCUGAGAUGGAAAAUGCAAAGGUGUCUAGUGAAAGCACAGAGAUGAGCUUCCCUGUCGAAAACAUGGAUGAAGAAUUUGAUUCUCUAAACAAGGCAAGGGUCCAAUUAGAGUCCAUUUACGAGAAAGUUAAGGAACAUUUUGAAAUGAAUCCUGAAAGUUCAGUGGAACUGGAAGAAAAGAUUAAUGAGCUUGUAAAUAAAGUUACCACAUUGGAACUCACGGUUUCAUCUCAGGCUGUACAAAUAAAUCGAUUGACUUCAGAAAGUGACGAACUUGAGAAAAACCUACAGGAUCUGGAAGAUGAGAGAAUGAUUCUGAUCAGUGACCCAAAUUUGUUGACUGAAAGGCUAAAGGAAGCUGAAGAGGAGUUAAGCAGAGGUCAGGCAAUUAAGAAAAUUAUCCAGGAUGAAGAAAUAAAUUUCCGUGAAAUCUUUACCGAUGCUUCUCACAGCCUCAAUGGUAUUUCAGAGAAGAUGCAACUUCCUAAACCUCUGGAAAAUGCUUGUAAUGAGGAUGCAUUCCCUGUGGAAGAGGCUGCCAAUUGUAGCACUGAACCAGUUGCAGAGCUUGGGGAUAACGAGGAAACUGAAAUCCAUGACAUCGAGGAAGAUUUGAUAGAGGAGAUUCAUGCAACACAGCAACUUGGUCAUUUCCUGCAAGAUUUUUUCCAGGCUGAGGCAGAUUAUCUACUCAAAAGUGAUCCAGAAAUGAUCGAGGACCUAACAGAGAUAGGGGAACUGAAGAAUGUCAUUGCAAUGAAAGAUGAAGAAAUAAGAUUACUGAGACAACAGUUAGCCAAUGUAAAAAUGAGUUCUAACAGUACUCAGCAUUGUCAGCAGACCCAUGCAGGCACAUUUAGCUCUGCGAUGGUGAGGGGAGAUCCGAAAUCUCAUAAUUUACAGAUGCCUGGAGAUCUGACUAUUGAAUGCACUAAUGAAGGAGACUUGUCUGUUGAGUUCACUGAUUUACAAUUUCCUGUUGCAGAAGGCAGCGAUGUAGAGUGCAUCACUGAGCCAAAGAGCAUUUCAUCUACUGAAGAAAAGCUUAGGAGGGAUAUCAACACCUUUAUUGAUGAAAACCUAGAGUUCUGGCUAAGGUUCAGCACAUCAUUCCAUCACAUACAGGAGUUCAAGGUCAAAUAUGCAGACCUACAAGCUGAUAUCGGUAAGCUGAAGGUCAACAAAACACAAGAGCACAAUGAUACUGCCUCUGGUGAUCGGACUGGAAAACCUGAAUCAGCACCAAUUGGAACAAGACUCUGUGAAUUGAAGACUGAACUCCAGGUGUGGAUGGAACAUAGUGCACCAUUAAUAAGGGAGCUCCAAAGUAGGUUCUCAUUUCUUCAUGAUAUGCAAAAGGAGAUAUCAAGUGUUGUAAACACAUAUUCAGCCACUGGAGAGGCUCUGUUCACUCCUUGUGAAGCUGCAAGGUUACAAGGUGAGGUGAUGAACAUGAAGCAGGAGAACAAUAAGGCUGCAAGGGAACUGCAGAUGGGACUAGAUCAAGUCAGGUGGCUUCAAGCUGAAAUCGAGGAGCAGAUGGCUAAGCUAAACGACUACUUUGAAGCAUUUGUAUUGAAGAACAGCCAUGACGAUUUCUUGAAACGUUCUCCAAGCAGGUCGGGAGUACCAUUGGAGGUCUUCCUUUAUGGUUCCAAGCCCAAAAGGCCAUCUAUAUUUGCCCGCAUGCAUCCAGUGUUCAAAAAAAAGCACAGCAAGCUCAGGUCUGGGCAUCGGUGAGCUGAUGAAAGGUUCUUGAAACUCUUAAAUAACUUCAAAUGCUGGCUACUUGCUACUGUAUAAGCCUGUGAAAUUAUUUUAAACAGUUCUAAAUAGAUCAGCCUAUUUCUAGUUGGAUCCCAGGUUGGUUACCUUCAAUGAGUUGCAGCUGUAUCAUGUUCCCUUGGUGUGAUAGCUAGCAGCAGCUUUUCUUGGCUUUCUUCCAUCUAUGGGCCUUGGAGCCAGCUUAACCUUCCUUCUUGGUUAAAGGUGUACCGAGGUCGGGUUUUUAGCCAUUGUUAAUCUAGAUGAUGAUGAUUGCUUGAAAGAGAUGACCUCAUCUUCAUUCUUUCUUUUUCAAACUUCUGGAUUUUCUUUCCCUUGUGCAUGCAAUGGUAGCUGGUCAGAGAUUAUUUCUUUC
This is a messenger RNA of Musa acuminata subsp. malaccensis (wild Malaysian banana), 3471 nucleotides long. The record is from RefSeq and is a predicted model, not a curated record. Lineage: Eukaryota; Viridiplantae; Streptophyta; Magnoliopsida; Zingiberales; Musaceae.